This is a messenger RNA of Penaeus vannamei (Pacific white shrimp), 711 nucleotides long. The record is from RefSeq and is a predicted model, not a curated record. NCBI's taxonomy places the organism in Eukaryota, Metazoa, Arthropoda, Malacostraca, Decapoda, Penaeidae.
AUGCAACUGGCGAGUAACUCCGGUCCCCGCGGAGGUUCUGGUCAAGGCAAGGCCAAGAAAGCUGCCCGGACUCUUUUCCUGGUGGUGGGGACGUUCUGGAUCCUCUGCGGCCCUUAUUACGUCUUCAACACGUACGUCGCUCUGGCGCACCUGGCUCCCGACGCAUACAGCGAAGCCAUGGAGGAAGGGUUGAAGUUGCUGAAGGUCGCACUCGAGGAGCGGAGGAGCGUCGAGGUGACACUCAAGCAGCUGGAACAGACGCUGAACUACACCCUUCACAACGCUAGUCUUCCCUGUAGGAUUAGCUCUCAGGUGGGCGAGGAAAAGGCGCAGGUACUGGAGACUUUGGCUCAUCUCACAGAAUGGUUCCUCUAUGGGUCCCUCCUCAUCAACCCUUUCCUCUACGGACUCCUCAAUCGAGCCAUUCGGACGCAGCUCUUUCGGCUGAUGGAGAGCGCUUGGAAUGCCUGCUGGGGGUGCGGUCGCGACAACAAGGUCACGCCCUCAGAUGCCUAUGUGUCGGAGGAGGAGGAGGGUGAAGCAGAAGGUGUGGAGGAUGACCUGCCCGACCAAGAGAGCCUCGAAAAUAUCCUAGAGUUCCUUCAGAGGACUGCAGACAAAGGUCAAAUUGUCAAGGACAAGUCUGAUGGAGCCGCCACGAAACAUAUUGGAUGUUUCCAGCAACUGCCCCUCGAUACUGUGAAGGAGUAA